CAAUCACGCUCGCGUGACUAUGUCAAGUGUUUUUGUGGCACCUAUAGCUGCGAAAUCUGCAGAUUACAUGAAAGUCGGUCGCAUUUCUCCUUUCACAAUCAAUUGGAGAGUAAUUAUUGGUAUAUCUCUAGCGUUAGGUAUACUUUUACUUUACUUUCUCCUUUCGCCAACUGAAAAUAUUAUGGAGUUCCCAGCCGAAGGGUACCUCGAAUUAGAAGGAGAAGCAAACAGAAUUUACUAUCGAAGAGAAACUCCCAAAAAUGGGGGACGCUUCACAGUCUUGUUGCUUCAUGGUCAAGCUUUCUCUUCCCAAACCUGGGAUGAUCUCGGUACUUUAAAGUUUCUACGAGCCAAAAAUUACGACGUGGUGGCUCUAGACCUGCCUGGUUACAUGAAAUCGAUGGAAUAUGCAAAUAUCCCGAAGACAUCUGAAGAACGAGCAAAGUUUCUGAACGAGGUCAUCGAGAAGCUUCAUAUUGAACGGCCUGUGAUCGUGUCGCCUUCUAUGAGCGGUUCAUACUCGUUGCCUUUUAUUUUUCAAGGUGAAAAAGGCCGAAAUCUGCGGGGAUACGUCCCUGUAGCUCCAGUGGGCACAGAGAAAUACACUAAAGAUGAUUAUGAAAACCUUGAGUUACCGACUCUCAUUGUGUAUGGUGGAAACGACGAAACAUUGGGACUUUCGUCCUUGCAAAGGCUAAGUAAUAUCCGUGGACAUAUAAUCCAUAUCAUCAAAGAUGCUGGGCAUGCCUGCUAUUUGAAGAAUAGUGAUGAAUUCCAUGACAACGUGGAGAAGUUUCUUAGCAAGUUAAACUAAUAGUUUAAUGAUUUUUAAAUUGUUCAUUCAAAACAUUUCCCCGAUUCUGAUUGGCUAAAAGCACACGCAUAAUUCACCAUAACCAGCUAUUGAUGACCAAAUUUGGAAGAAUUUUGCAUUUAAUGAACCGAUGACAUCAAAAGUGCAGCUUUUUUGCAGGUUAAUGCACUGUUAACCAAGAAGACCUGGGGAUGAGGUUGAGUUGUUUUGGUUGUGAGAACGAAAAUGGCGGACAGUUCACUCAUUUCAAGAGUAAGAACUAAGCAAAAUAAUAGCUAAAAACAUGGCAAAAACAGCAAGAAGACAACUUGAGGGGCGACAUCUCCUAUUUGGAGAAUAUUUGCAGAGCUGAACAAAUCCUAAACACGCACUAUCGAUUGAUGGAUCGAUGGAGGUAAGCAUGUUUUAGCUGCGUUUUUAAACUAGGAAUUAUUUUGAAUGAAUAAU
Porites lobata is the source of this 1261-nucleotide messenger RNA. The record is from the annotation of a GenBank genome assembly. Lineage: Eukaryota; Metazoa; Cnidaria; Anthozoa; Scleractinia; Poritidae.